AAGCCUAAAAUAGUAGAGAGAUUCCUGCAAUCGAUAUGAAAAUUCUUAUCUUCCAAAAAACACAUAAGAUUCUCAUCCAUCAUAAUACCAAUAAAUUUGUUAGACAUAAGAGAAACACCGAGUGAGCAGAGAGCGGGCACGUCAUGGCUCUGGAAGCUCCCCUUCUUCACAAACCCACAACCCGAUUUUCAUUCAACCACCGCCGUGUCGCCGCCUCUGCCGCCGCUUUUCUUCGACUUCACAGAGGAGGACCUCAUUCCCCAUUCUCCGUCGGGAAAACCACUCGUCGUAUCCCAACCACCAUAUUGGCGGCUAAGGCGGGUGCUGUGACGGAGCCGGUGACGCAAUUGGAGUCAAAGCCGGUGAGAAUAGUAGCCCUUGUCGGCAAAGGUAGCGUCAGCCCUCUCAAGGCUACACCUUGGGAAGACGUCAUGCUUCACACCGUGAAACGACUGAAAUGGGUAGAUGAAGGGUUUGAGAUGGUUGUAUUUACGGAUGAUAUCUUCCAAUCUAAUGAUCAAAAUGUGGUGAGUUUCCGGGUGGAAUUACAACGUGCUGAUAUUUUGGUAAUCGUUGCUGUUACGAAUCAAGAAUCCGUCAAGUGGAUUCAAGCUAAUAGUGGGAAUAUUCAAAACAUAAUCUGUUUUGACUCAUCUCCCAAUUUGCAAAACAAGUUAGGAGGAUCUUAUAUUCACGGUGCAGGCAAAGGAGAUAUCUUUGGCAAAAUGUUUGACACUGCCGAAUCAAAGAAAAGCAGUGAAUCAAUGAAAGUGGUACAGACUGUGUCACAGGCGUGGGAGCGGCAUAAUUCUGAUGAUAUAAGGUUUUGUUUGUUGGUUAUAAUCAAUGGGUAUAUAAGACCGGUGCCAAUCCUGCAGAAUCUGAGAUCAAAAGGUCUUUCUACUCUGAGCUGCAUGGUGAAGAACUGUGGACCUCAGAUACUGAACUGCCUUCUGGAUCCCAAUUGUAGGAAAGCGCUUCAAUGCUUGAAUGAGUGCAGUCCAGUGGAUCAAGUGUGUAACUAUCGGUGCAUUGCUUCGUAUGAGAGUCCAGUUCUAGAAGCGUUUUCUCUCUGUGUGCUGCAGAAGCACAAUUGUCUUGAUUUGGAUGCAAAGAUCUCUGACAAACCAUAUGUGCCACCCAUGGUUAAAUUUCGAGGAAAGGACUUGUGCCACGAAACUGCUGAAGAUCUUUUUGUUGGUUGGUUGGGAAGUUUGGAUUGGAGUUGGCGUGUCGUGGCAGGGCAGAACCCAGCAUAUGAUCAAUUCCCUUGCCAGUACCAACUAUUUUACAGGGGCAAGGCAAAAGGUUCAUUUUGGUAUGAGCCAGUUUUUCAGGUGAAAACACUGGAGGGGAAGAUGGUUUGGAGGAGGCGGAAGUAUCGUGUCAAGAGAAACAAAGUCCCAGGGACAUUCCAAUUCAGUGUCUUGGACAAUGGGGUUGUUUCAAAUGAGUCAUGGACAAUCGUGGAUGUAGCUGAUGAUCUUAGUUGGGGUUUGUUUUACUACUCUGGUGCUGCAAGAGUUGCUGGACAAUCUUAUACUGGCGCUGUGCUUGUCAGUCCAGAUGGGGCAUACCCAAAUGAUGUGCAUAGGAGCAGAUUAGUUUCCGCUUUGGAGAACUGUGGAAUUAAAGAGUGGGAGCUGUUUACAGUUAACAAUUCUUCGUGUGCUAAUCCUCCAUUGGGGAUUCCUGAGGGUUCACGUUUGCAUUCCGUGAUAGAAGUUAAAGAUCAGAAAUCUUUGUCGGAUUUGGCAGAGGUAUGAACUUCAAAUACCAUUGUCCAUGAAUGAGUCAAUGAGUCAUUUACUCGCAAAAGAAGCAGCCUCAAGGGACUGGGAAAACUAUGAAGGUUGGUAAGGUUUAGGUGUGACUGCUUUUAGGCUUUUAGCAUUGAGAAAUGAAUUUGACUAAAGAAGCUUAUUGAAGUCCCUGCUCGAUUCAUAGUCAUUUGUAUCAUUAUCUGCUCACUUGACAUUUACUUGCCACAGAAAGAAAGAGGAGCUCAAUUAAGCUAAAUGUAUGCAUUUAGUAUCCUGUAAAGUUGUCUGUUAUUGUAAACUACUGUGAAUUGAGAAUUAUUUGCAUGUAAAGCUAAAUAGGUGAAUUCAAUGAAUAUAGAAGUCUUGAAAGACUCUUGAUAAUUGCAAAAGCGAGU
This is a messenger RNA of Rosa chinensis, 2158 nucleotides long. RefSeq lists its product as uncharacterized. Gene Ontology annotation, biological process: xanthophyll cycle. Gene Ontology annotation, molecular function: violaxanthin de-epoxidase activity. The coding region runs from base 144 to 1766 and encodes 540 amino acids. The record is from RefSeq and is a predicted model, not a curated record. NCBI's taxonomy places the organism in Eukaryota, Viridiplantae, Streptophyta, Magnoliopsida, Rosales, Rosaceae. The transcript is spliced from 2 exons.